This is a messenger RNA of Culex pipiens pallens (northern house mosquito), 1474 nucleotides long. RefSeq lists its product as uncharacterized. The transcript is spliced from 3 exons. Lineage: Eukaryota; Metazoa; Arthropoda; Insecta; Diptera; Culicidae. The record is from RefSeq and is a predicted model, not a curated record. Gene Ontology annotation, molecular function: RNA binding. Bases 98 to 1417 code for a protein of 439 amino acids.
UUGGCUGUUUAUUUGUUUCGAAAUCCUUUGAAGAACUUCAAAAUAAAAAGACGCGACGUAAAAUUGGUCCCACAAAACAAUCCCCACGAACGCCACGAUGGACGCCGUUUCCUCGAGCACCUCUAGCCUGCAGCAGAAUCGGCGUAAAUGUGCUGCCGCCGUGCGUCGUCAAAAGGUGCUGAACCGGAUCCGCAAGGUAAACAUCAAAAAUAAGGGAGCGAAAAGUUUCUACUAUUUUACGUAUGAAACGGCCACCGACGGGAAGCGGAACCAGCCGGCAGCGGCGACGUACUUUUUCAACGGUGAACCUUGCGAGGGGGACGAACAGUUUUUGAGGCAGAUGAAAAGGAGCGUCUUUGUAAGCAACAUUGCUCCCGGAAUAAAAAAGUCCGAAAUAAAGCAAUUAUUUGAUCGGUACGGCAAGAUUGGGGCAAUCCAGCUAAAGACCCGCUCCGGAGAGACGAUAGUUGGCAGGCAGCAUAUUUCCCCGUACUCUCCGGUAGUGGCCAUUGUCAAAUUUAGCAAAAAAGAGGAAGCGGUGAAGGCGUGUGAGGCGUCCCAAGAUGGCAAAUUCCCGGCGCGGUUGGUCGAGCAGACACUUCAGUAUGAUAAAGAAAACUGUAUCCGGGUUGACAACGUUGAACCGAAGGUCACAAAAGCCGAGCUGUGGGAGCACUUUAAAGCGUUUGGAGUUAUUCUGAACAUCUUGCUCGAGACAAACGAUGGUUCGCUCAUCCUAACGGACAAGGAGUACGAAAAGCAAAGCUAUAUCUGCUGCUACGUACGGUUCAGUCGCCGUAGUGAGGCCAAGGCCGUCAAAGAAAUGAAUGGAACUCUGUACCGAAAUCGCAAAAUGCGUAUAGAAUUGGCCUACCAGAAGCACUGCGAUCCCAACAAAAUGAGCAACAACGUGCUGCGAAUGUUUUUCCAAAACGUAGGCGACGUAAUUGCCCUGGACCAAAUACCACACCAGCACAUGGGAUACGUCUGCUACAAAAGCCCACUUCCGGUGGAGACGAUGAAACGGCUCAAUUCGCGAGUUUAUCGCAACAAACGCAUCACUUUUGAAAAAUUAGACAUUGGAAAUCUAGUCAAGGGCCAAAAGCAGAACAAAUCCGGCACCGGUGGUGGCCUAGACGAAAACGAUCCAACCGGAAACAUGGCCAGCAGCGGCGGCGUCAGCGCGGACAACAACACAUCCACCGCAUCGGCAACAACAACGGCGAAAAAGGCCAAGAUGAAGACAAUUCAGAAAAAGGUCGGUGGCAAUGCAGGUGGUGGCGGAAGUGGACCUUCGGUAGGUGCCGGAACAGGUCCGACCAUGAAAAAGAAAAUGCCCCGAAAGAAUGCGGCGGCGGGUGCGAAGGCAAAGGCCGUCGAGAAGAUGAUGAAGGCAUCGAGGGAGGAGUUUGCGUAAACAAUGAGCUGUAGUGUUAAGUUAUUUUUGGCAGAAUACAAGUAUUUUCUCAAAACA